Stegodyphus dumicola is the source of this 636-nucleotide messenger RNA. RefSeq lists its product as uncharacterized. The record is from RefSeq and is a predicted model, not a curated record. NCBI's taxonomy places the organism in Eukaryota, Metazoa, Arthropoda, Arachnida, Araneae, Eresidae.
AUGGGCCAACUGCCUAAAGAACGCAUAGAACCUUCUCCUCCAUUUACGGUUACCGGCAUAGAUUUUUGCGGACCCUUUUACGUGAAAUUCAAAGGACAGAGGAAAGGGGUAUUGAAUAAGAUAUAUGUAGCAAUUUAUGUAUGUUUUUGUACUAAAGCAAUACAUCUAGACUUUGUGAGUGAUUUAACAUCAACAGGUUUCAUUGCUAGUUUGAAAAGAUUUUUCUCUAGGCGAGGCAAGGCUUCUAAGAUUUUCACUGACAAUGGACGAAAUUUCGUUGGCGCAGAUGCCGAGCUAAAAAGACUUCUGAAAAUCGUAAAUUCUCCAGAUGAACAAUUGGUUCAAUAUUUCACGGAGGAAACAAUUGAUUGGCAUUUUAACCCUCCAGGAUCUCCUAAUUUUGGAGGAUUGUUAGCGGAAAUUGAAGGAGUUCUGAACUCCAGACCAUUGUUUCCAUUGUCGGCUGAUUUUGAUAACUUUGAAACCCUAACCCCAGGGCAUUUCCUUAUUGGGAGACCCAUCACUUCCAUCGCAGAACCCCCACUUACAGAUAUCAAUGAAAAUAGGCUUAGCAAGUGGGAAAAGGUUUCCAGAUGCUCUCAAAGAAUCUGGAAGCUUUGGAAAAGAGAUUACUGA